Saccharomycodes ludwigii is the source of this 1119-nucleotide messenger RNA. RefSeq names its product aminodeoxychorismate lyase ABZ2 (gene ABZ2). The record is from RefSeq and is a predicted model, not a curated record. Lineage: Eukaryota; Fungi; Ascomycota; Saccharomycetes; Saccharomycodales; Saccharomycodaceae. Bases 1 to 1119 code for a protein of 372 amino acids. The transcript has a single exon. Gene Ontology annotation, molecular function: catalytic activity.
AUGAAUAAAGAGGAGUUAGUAGAUAUUGUAGAAAGAAAAGUUAUUGAUGCUAACUACAAUUAUAACAAUGUUAAUAGUACUAGCGAUUUUGAAAUUUUAACAACAAUAAGAUAUGACCCAUAUUUAUCCAAAUCUUAUGAUUGUAUUAGUGACAAUAAUAGCAACAUCGAAACCUUACUGGAAUCAAUUGGCUUAUUUUUGGAUCCAAAAUUAAUAUUGUCAAGCAGUAACAGUAUUGCUCAUGAAACUGAAACAAUAAUAAAUCCAGAUGAUAAUAAUAAGACGAGUAAUAAUAAAGAUUUAAUGUCAAUCUAUUACCAGAGGUUUUUCCUACUAGGUGAACAUUUGAAAAGAAUAAAUUUCACACUACAAUAUUUUAAUUGGGAUUAUGAAUUGAACAUUCACUCAUUAUUGGUUUUACUAGUUCAAGCAUUACCUUCGAAAGAAAAUACCGAAGAUGUUCAAAAGAAAAUGAACAUUCUAUUAGAUGAUGACAUUUGCUAUAAGAUGAGAGUUUUGAUCAAUCGUGCUGGACAGAUUAAAAUUGAAGCGCACGUAUUGCCCUUGACACUUCUAGAUAAUAAAAAUGACAGAGAAGAGUGUGAUUGUUAUAUACUUGAUACACUAUUUAGUGGAUUUGUUUUGCCAACCAGCAAGAAGUUUAAAAAUAGUAUCGUACCACCGAUAUACACAGUUUAUAUUGACACAGAACCAUUGAUUCCUUCUCCCUUUACAAGUUUUAAAACUACCAAAAGACAACAUUAUAACAGAGCAAGAGAGAGAAUGUUAGAAUUACACAAGGGCAAAGAGGGACCAUGCGAAAUAUUGGUUUAUAAUACCAAUUAUGAAGUGAUGGAAACUUCCUUUUGCAAUGUAUAUUUUAAAAAAUAUGUCGCUAACAACAAAGAUGACACUGCUAAGGAUUGUUCCUCAUAUUAUUACUAUACACCUUCUUUAUCUUCUGGUUGUCUAUGUGGAACAAUGAGAUAUUAUUUACUUAGGAAAAAAUUGGUUAGUGAAGUUAAAUCUAUAGAUGUUAGAAAACUAAAAGAUGGUGAUGAGGUUUUAUUAUCUAAUGCGAUUCGAGGAUGCUUUAAAGGUCUGAUAGUUAAAAGUUAG